Messenger RNA from Exophiala dermatitidis NIH/UT8656, 940 nucleotides. RefSeq names its product kinesin light chain. The record is from RefSeq and is a predicted model, not a curated record. Lineage: Eukaryota; Fungi; Ascomycota; Eurotiomycetes; Chaetothyriales; Herpotrichiellaceae. Gene Ontology annotation, biological process: microtubule-based movement. The coding region runs from base 296 to 940 and encodes 214 amino acids. Gene Ontology annotation, cellular component: kinesin complex; membrane-bounded organelle; cytoplasm. Gene Ontology annotation, molecular function: kinesin binding. The transcript has 2 exons.
UUUGCGUGGACAGCGUCUUUAGCUCCAUAAUACUACGGGCUUCGUGCAGUGGACUCGCUUGAUCGGCUGAGUGGUUGACAGGUAUCGGUGCGACCGUACCCCGUGCCUUAUCCAUAGGCAGGUAUAGCAGAUGCAAAGGCGACUAUGGUCGAAUGGUAGGGACCCAAGAAAAAUGUAAUCUCGGUGACUAUAUCUACGAGGCUACAUUUAGCCUGUCCUCGUCCUUUCAAUUUCAGCAACAGGAGGGGAUAACUCUCAUUUCCGCCAUGAAACACUCGUUUCGGUGCUUGCAAGGAUGAAAUCAACUAUUCGAAGCUCUCGCCUACAAUAUGAUGGGAUUUAUCCGACUACCAAUGAGGAGAGACUCCAAGACGAAACCAUAUUGACGAGCCUGAGAAAUUUGGGGCAAGUAUUGCAACAGCAAGGAAAGUACGAGGAGGCGGAGCAAAUUAGCCGGCGAAUGUUGGCAGGUUAUGAAGAAGCACUGGGACCGGAUCAACCGGAGACGCUGGUAUGCGUGAGCAUCCUUGCGACGUUGAUUCAACUACAAGGAAGGUACGAGCAAGCAGAAGAAAUGAGUCGGCGAGCACUGGCAGGAUUUACGACGGUCCUCGGGGCAGAUCAUCAACACACGCUGAGGAGUUUGAGCAAUCUAGCGACGGUACUUCAAGAUCACACGAAGUACGCGGAGGCGGAGGAGAUAAACCGGCAGGCGUUGGCAGCAUUUGAGAGGACAUUAGGACAAGACCACCCUGACACGUUGACGUGCGCGAGCAAUCUAGCGAUGGUGCUUCAAGAUCAGGGAAAGUACGAAGAAGCACAGAAGACGUACCGCAGAGCGUCGAUAGGGUACGAGAAGGCCCCACAAGCGAAUUACGUCUCCUCUCAGCAGAGAGGAUAUUACAUUGAACCACAGAUGAUUGCUAGGUGCCUUUUUUAA